This is a messenger RNA of Desarmillaria tabescens, 1077 nucleotides long. RefSeq lists its product as uncharacterized. Bases 94 to 885 code for a protein of 263 amino acids. The transcript is spliced from 2 exons. Lineage: Eukaryota; Fungi; Basidiomycota; Agaricomycetes; Agaricales; Physalacriaceae. The record is from RefSeq and is a predicted model, not a curated record.
UGGAUACCCGCUUCUUCCUUUACGAUCAUCAUUGCCAGUCCCUUAUAAGUAUUCGACCAGCUGUGCUCCUUCUCGCCCUUGCCUUGCUCCACUAUGUCUGCCUCCUACCACCUUCGUCCUGUUGAUGACUCACCUGCAUCGUCUGCAUCUACUUCUCCUACUGCCGAGUCCUCCCGCUCGACACGCUCUGGCCUUUUGCUUCCGUCGCCGCCAACAUCAGCUUCCGUUUCCAGUCGAUCGCGUCGUCCUCUUUCUCCCUCUUCAUUACGCGAUGUAGAUCUGACUCACCAUCCAGACGUGAAUUCUCGUAAAUAUCCUGCACCUCCUACAGGCCAUGAUUUAAUGGCAAUGUUCCCCCCUGCACCGCCUUCUGUUAUUCCGCAUCGUUCGGAGCCAACUAGCGGCUAUUUCCAGCGGCAGGAGCGGGCCUUUUUUGCUCAGGCAGGGGCGGAAAUCGUCCGUGUGCAUGUAGAGGUCGAUAUUCCCUCUCACGCAGCAACCAUGCGCGAUGACAAGUCUCGCACAGCGGUACGAGACCCAGGUGGCCCUAGGUCUUGGCCGCCUUCAGGGCAGUCGCCCUCCCUGGGGGUCGUCGGCGCUCCGCCUCAUCCAAAUCAUUCACCGUCAUCAUCAGCUGCAUAUCCCCCCUCCUCCAGAUCAUCUCAGCGUAGCGGCCCGGUGCCCGUAACUCCUUCACCCCUGUUCCCACAUGCGUCUUCCACCCCGAAGACACAUCACCCUGAUCCCACCCCUCCUGGCGCCCAGACAAAGGUUGAGUUUCCGGAUGAAGGUGGUGAUCCCGACGAAUCGUGGAAGCGACCAAUGCCGUACGCCGAGCGACGGCGAGCAGGGAAACAUACUAGACGGGUCAUUGUACGGAAUUGAUGUGUUUUACUUCCAUCAUCAUUGUGGGCCAUUAAUAUCGGCGUUUUUGUCAAGGCUCGACUACGACUACUCUGAUCCUUAUUCCUUCUCUUUUUAAAUGGAUUGGUUCCAUUACGAGUGAGCCUCCCUUCGUUCAUGUACUUCAUGCCCCGAUAUGACACACACCUUGCGAUGACGCCAAGCUAUUUCUAU